Molecule: messenger RNA, 3905 nt
Organism: Chiroxiphia lanceolata (lance-tailed manakin)
Lineage: Eukaryota; Metazoa; Chordata; Aves; Passeriformes; Pipridae
Gene: USP10
Product: ubiquitin specific peptidase 10
Exons: 14
Coding region: 89-2449 (786 amino acids)
Biological process (GO): regulation of autophagy; DNA damage response, signal transduction by p53 class mediator; protein deubiquitination
Cellular component (GO): nucleus; early endosome; cytosol
Molecular function (GO): cysteine-type endopeptidase activity; cysteine-type deubiquitinase activity
Source: RefSeq, a predicted model, not a curated record
GGUGCGUGCGAGGGAGAAGAUGGCGGCGGCGGGGGCGGCGGCGUGAGGGGCCGGGACCGCCGAGCUCCGCGGGGGACGCGGGGCCGCCAUGGCCCUGCACGGCGCGCAGUAUAUUUUUGGGGAAUUCAGCCCUGAUGAAUUUAAUCAGUUCUUUGUGACUCCACGAUGCUCUGUUGAGCUCCCCCCAUACAAUGAAACAGUUUCAUGUGGUAUUAAAUCCACAGGGGAAGAGUAUCAGAGAAUUGAAUUUGGUGUUAACGAAGUCAUUGAGACGCAAUCAUCUGUCCUAAAUAACACCGACUACAGUAUUUCGAGUACUCUGAAUCCUCAGGCUCCAGAAUUCAUCCUCAGUUGUGCACCUGCUCAGAAACCCCCCGACGAUGCUCUCAGUGAAACCAACUACAACUCCAUCGACUGCCAGUUCAGCGAUCCCGGCCUGGCUUUGGACAGCGGCUCCAACGCGGAAAACGACGCCUUGUCCGGAGGCCUCGGGCAGAGGGAGCGCAAAAAGAAGAAGAAAAGACCCCCUGGCUAUUACAGUUACCUGGAAGAUGUCAGCGAUGGCCUGGCCCCCCCGGAGGCGCUGGUGAACGGCCACGCCAACUCCUCGGGACUGCCCACGGAGGACACGGAGCUGGCAGGAGACAUCCCCUCCCUGGCCACGCCAAGGACUUGCAACAGCCCGGACAACUCCGUGGACUUCGUGCCUGGAGCUGUCCCUGCUGGGGCCGUUCCCAGCGCUCUGGACAAUGCCAGGACUGCCGGGCAGCCCGAGGUAUGCCGAGUUCCUAAUUCUGAACAGUUUUGCCUCCCCUCAGAGGCCGUCAGAGAUAGCCCCCUAAGGACAGCUGGUGUACAGUCUUAUGCUGGUACUGAUACUACUGAAAGUCUUGGCGUUACUAAUGGACAAACACUUGAAUCCUCUGGUGAGGACACAGCUGCCAAUGGGGUAGAAUUGCACACUGUGGAAAGCACUGACUCAGACCAAGCUAAGCCUGAGGAAGCUUCACCUACUACUGAGGCAACGGUCCCGGUUGCAGGAUCAGUCCCCGUUAAUCAGCCUGCAAAAUCGUGGGCUAGUCUUUUUCACAAUUCCAAGCCCUCUGCUUCCACAUCUGUGGUCUAUGUUGAGACUAAGUAUACCCCUCCUGCCACAUCUCCUCUGGUCCCUGAAAAACAGGUUGAAGUCAAAGAGGGACCUGUUCCAGUUUCAGAGGAUCCUGUAGCCAUAAAGAUUGCAGAAAUACUGGAAAGUGUAAGGCUAAUACAUAAACCAGUGUCUUUGCAACCCCGAGGGCUGAUCAACAAAGGAAACUGGUGCUACAUCAAUGCUACCCUGCAGGCCUUGGUUGCUUGCCCUCCAAUGUAUCAUUUAAUGAAGUCCAUUCCAAUGUAUUCCAAAUCGCAGAGGCCGUGUACCUCAACUCCAAUGCUAGACAGUUUUGUUCGUUUAAUGAAUGAGUUCACUAAUAUGCCUGUACCUCCUAAAGCAAAGCAAGCUUUGGGUGAUAAAAUAGUGAGAGACAUCCGACCAGGAGCUGCCUUUGAACCGACCUACAUUUAUAGACUCUUGACGGUUAUAAAGUCGAGUCUGUCAGAAAAGGGCAGGCAAGAGGAUGCUGAAGAAUACUUGGGAUUUAUCCUCAAUGGACUACAUGAAGAAAUGCUGACCCUCAAGAAACUUCUCUCUCCACAUAAUGAAAAACUGUCGGUGUCCAACGGCCCCGAGGCUCAGGCUGUUCCCGAGGAAGAGGAGCAGGAGGAACAAGGGGAAGGCAGUGAGGACGAGUGGGAGCAAGUGGGACCUCGCAACAAGUCCUCAGUCACUCGCCAGGCUGACUUUGUGCAGACUCCAAUCACUGAUAUCUUUGGUGGUCACAUAAGAUCUGUUGUUUACCAGCAGAGUUCCAAGGAGUCUGCUACACUGCAACCUUUCUUCACCCUGCAGCUGGACAUCCAGUCAGACAAGAUCCGCACAGUGCAGGAUGCCUUGGAAAGUUUGGUGGCCAGAGAGUCUGUCCAGGGAUACACCACAAAAACCAAGCAGGAGGUGGAGAUCAGCAGAAGAGUCACACUGGAAGAGCUGCCCCCUGUUCUUGUCCUGCACCUCAAGCGGUUUGUGUACGAGAAAACUGGGGGGUGUCAGAAGCUUAUCAAGAAUAUUGAGUAUCCUGUUGAUCUGGAAAUUAGUAAAGAGCUACUAUCUCCUGGUGUGAAAAGUAAAAUUUUUAAAGGCCAAAGAACCUACCGGCUCUUUGCAGUUGUGUAUCACCACGGGAACAGCGCCACGGGCGGCCACUACACCACGGACGUCUUCCAAAUCGGGCUCAACGGCUGGUUGCGCAUCGACGACCAGGCCGUGAAGGUGAUCCAUCAGUACCAGGUGGUGAAGCCGACUGCGGAACGCACAGCCUACCUCCUGUACUACCGCCGCGUGGACCUGCUGUGACCCUGCCUGCAGCACCCUGCUCUCUAGGACGCCAACUAUCACUAAUUUCCUCUCCUCUAAAUGCUCUUCUGAGUGAAUCUAUUUUUUCUUAUUUUUUUUUUUCCUUUCUUUUCUUUUUUUCUUUUCCUUUUUUCUUUUCCUUUUUUCUUUCCUUUUUUCUUUUCCUUUUUUUCUUUUCCUUUUUUCUUUUCCUUUUUCUUUCCUUUUUUCUUUUCCUUUUUCUUUUCCUUUUUUCUUUUCCUUUUUUUAUUUCCUUUUUUCUUUUCCUUUUUUCUUUUCCUUUUUUCUUUUCCUUUUUUCUUUUCCUUUUUUCUUUUCCUUUUUUCUUUUCCUUUUUUCUUUUCCUUUUUUCUUUUCCUUUUUUCUUUUCCUUUUUUCUUUUCCUUUUUUUCUUUUCCUUUUUUCUUUUCCUUUUUUCUUUUCCUUUUUUCUUUUCCUUUCCUUCUUUCCUUUUUUCUUUUUCUUUCCUUCUUUCCUUUUUUCUUUCCUUUUUUCUUUCCUUUUUUCUUUCCUUUUUUUUUUCCUUUUUUCUUUUCCUUUUUCUUUUCCUUUUUUCUUUUCCUUUUUUCUUUUCCUUUUUUCUUUUCCUUUUUUCUUUUCAUUUUUUCUUUUCCUUUCUUUUUUUUUUAAUUAUUUCACUCCUGUUUUUUUCCCCACCCCGCCUCGCAACUGUAAGAGUGAUAAAGGAAACGACCGCGGGUUUGUGCGCGACGUAGCUUGUGUUGACUUUUUUUUGCCAGAAUGAAGUCGCUUGGUUGGAAGACUCGAGUCUCGUGAAUCACACAAAAAAAAAAAUAAAUACAAAACAAAAAUCAAUCUGAGUUCAUGCUGAAUCCUAAGAUAAUAAAGGGAUUGACAUUUAAUUCCCACUUUCUAAAUGCAUAGUAGAAGAAAACCCUGCACCAGCAACAGAACUUGUAGAUUUCUGUGAAAAUGUUUUAUCUUUACUUCAGUAAAAAAAAAAAAAAAAUUAAAAAAAAUUUAAAAAAAAAUAUAAAAAUAAAAAAGCUCUCUCUGCUUUCCCCAAUAGUUUUUUGAUAAGUGGUAAAAUAUGAGCCGAUGUGUAUGAGAUGGAAAUGGUCCUUUGUGCUUCAAAACAUGUACAAACUGCAGAGUUGCUGGUUCCUGAUAAGAAGACACAUUUUAAUAAUUGUGCGAUGAGAAACUGCUUAAGUACACAUUGCAGAUCAAAUAUUUGGAGUUAAGAUGUUAGUCUAUAUAGAUGGGUGAUUGUAACUUUAUUGCUAUUAAGAAAUUUCAAACUGCAUUUAUGCUUCUGUGUACAUGAAAUUAAGAAAAUGGGCAAAAUAAUUAAGAUUGAUAUUUCUUUAAGUCUGCUUUGUUUAAUUUUGCUGUCUGCUCUCCUAUAAUGUUGAGUUCCUAAUUGUACACAGUUUAGUGAUAUCUAGAAGUAUAAAGUUGUCGCCCAUCAAUAAAAGUCACAAAGUUGGUUUAA